AUGGUAAAUGAACUUAAAGAAUUAUCAAAAAAUGGAUUAAUAACUGAUUUUGGUAAGAAACGUGUGGUUGUUAGUGGCUUUUGCUGUGAUGCACCGGCUAGGAGCUUCAUAUUGAAGACUAAGGGUCACACCGGAUUUUUUUCUUGUUCGAGGUGUACAAUCGAGGGUGUAUAUUUGGAAAACAGGGUAUGCUUUCCAUCUGGAAAUAGUUUUUACAAAAGAACACAUUCCAAUUUUUUGAAUCGCUCAAACAAUGAGUAUCACCUAACUGAUUCAGUUUCAUUAAUUACUGAAAUACCUCAUUUAGAUAUAAUUUUUAAUUUUCCAUUAGAUUACAUGCAUCUUGUGUGCUUGGGAGUUAUGAAAAAACUGAUUUUAUUGUGGUUGGGCAGUAUAAAAAAAGCACCUUUGUCAGUUCGUUUAGAGACUAUAAAAGGACUAACUAUUUCCAAUAAUCUUUUACUGCUUAAACCAUUUAUUACUUCAGAUUUUUCAAGACUUCCAAGGGGUCUAAAUGAAGUACCUAGAUGGAAGGCCACAGAGUAUAGAUUAUUUCUUUUGUACUCUGGGCCUAUAGUGUUGCAAGGUAUGCUUAACGAAGACUGUUAUUCCCAUUUUAUAUGUUUACAUAUAUGCUUUAGAAUUCUAUUAACAUCUAACGUUGAAAGUGAGCUGAUACAUUUUUGUGAAAAAUUGUUGAUAUAUUUUGUUGAUAAAUUUGGGAAAUUAUACGGGAAACACUUCAUAUCGCACAAUGUUCAUGGGUUGUUGCAUAUUGUAGAUGAUUAUGCACAAUAUGGUGCUCUUGACAAUUGCUCUUGUUUUCCUUUUGAAAACUUUUUACAGUUUUUAAAAAAAAUGGUUCGGAAAUUUGAAAAACCUCUAGAGCAGGUUAUAAAGCGUUACAACGAAUAUUUGACAUUUUCUGAAUUUAAAGAUUCUACUUGCAAAAAAGACAUAGACUUUAGAAAGCCACACAAUGAAGGGCCAAUUAUUGAUCAAUGUACUGGGUCUCAGUUUAAAUGUAUUAUAAUAGAUGAUUUUAAAAUUGAUACACAGUCCAUUGCUAAUUGCUAUGUUGGUUUUACUAAAGAAAACCAACUUCAUAUUUGUAAAGUUGAGAACAUUUAUAGGAAUGACCACGAAAAUGUGUUAAUUGUUAAGCUUUUUAAUAAUGUUGAGCCUUUUUUUACUAAACCAAUUAAUAGCAUUAAGUUACAGAUAGCCAAUUGUUAA
Molecule: messenger RNA, 1236 nt
Organism: Macrosiphum euphorbiae (potato aphid)
Lineage: Eukaryota; Metazoa; Arthropoda; Insecta; Hemiptera; Aphididae
Source: the annotation of a GenBank genome assembly